Giardia duodenalis is the source of this 429-nucleotide messenger RNA. RefSeq lists its product as uncharacterized. The coding region runs from base 1 to 429 and encodes 142 amino acids. The record is from RefSeq and is a predicted model, not a curated record. NCBI's taxonomy places the organism in Eukaryota, Fornicata, Diplomonadida, Hexamitidae. The transcript has a single exon.
AUGGCGUUCCAGACCCUCGACGCGAUCAACGAGCUGGCCGCGCAGGCCGCCCGGGUGGCCGGUCCGGCGCAGCCCCCGCCGAAGGCCCCGCAGCUCGCAAGCCGGGCCUGCGACACCCCCGGGACGGCCGAGGAGACAGACAACGAGGACCUCGACGACGUCCCGGCCGGCGAGCUCGAAUGCAAGGUGUACAGCGAGGAGCAUCGGAAGGCCGUUCGGAAAGAGAUACAGCGGACCAUCAAGAGCGGGAUCGUCAUCACCAUCAUCAGCGUCGUCAUGGUCCUCGUCCUCACCUGGUUCAUUGUAAGUAGAUUCCCGCUGGUCCUGGUCAUCGUCUGGGCCUCUAUGACCGCCGUCCUCACGAUCCUUGGUGUGGCUGCCUGGAUAUGGGUCUGUGCACGGUUCAAAAAGGCACGUGCAGAGACAUAG